This is a messenger RNA of Symbiodinium necroappetens, 888 nucleotides long. Lineage: Eukaryota; Dinophyceae; Suessiales; Symbiodiniaceae. The record is from the annotation of a GenBank genome assembly.
AUGGCUGCGCUUCAAAGAGCUCUCAGACCUGAAGGCAGCAUCGAAAGCGGGGAAGGUCCUGCUUGGGAACCGCAAGCGGAGAAUUGCGAGGAGUCUGGCGCUUCGGAGGUUUUAGCAUCGCUGCAUGAAGCAAGGGGCGACGCGACGUCCGCCCUGCGGCUUCUAGCCGCUGCCGGCAGCCAACGAGUCUUUGCACUGCUGCGGCGGCACCUGGGCCAAGGUGCAGACCUCGGGGCGGUUUCGGCGGUGCUGCCGCGGCUCGUUGCGCUGGAUCCUGGCCAGAUGGCCGACUUGGCAGCCCUUCAUCCGGAGAGCCUGAAACCCGCGGAGCUGCUCGCAGCUCUGGCGCCACACGGCCCGGCCUGGGAGCUGCGGUACUUAAGGCUUCUCGCUUGGCGCUCUCCAGAUGCGGCCAAGCACUUCCGAGACCGAAUGGUGCAGCUAACAGCAGAACUGCGGCCGCAUCAUCUGAGGCCAGCGCUCAUGCAGUCUGCCUCCGAUGAGAAAGAGGAGUCCUCUUCUACUUCUUCGGUCCAUGGCACGUGGUUGGAGGCAGCCUGGGCGUCCGGCUCCAGGGAGGCGGCCUCUGCGCUGCUGGCGCUCGGCCAUCCGGAGCAGGCUUUCCACUUGCAGCUCUUUGAGAUCGGGAGCGUUCAGGGAGCCCUAGACGUGCUGACUGAGGCCAGGCUCCCGGAAGAAAAGGAGCAAGAGUUGCUGCAGGAGCUGUGCGCAACAGCGAUCCAGGAUGGCCACCUCUUCGCCUCUCUGCUCGCGGCGGUCCUCAGCCCAUCUGGUGGCGUGCCGGGGGUGAAGGUCUCCACCCUCUUCCAGCAGCUGCCCCCAGGCCUCGAAGUUCCGACUGCUGCCGUCGCGCUGCUUCUUUCUCUG